This is a messenger RNA of Saccostrea cuccullata (small rock oyster), 4057 nucleotides long. Its product is annotated as ataxin-10-like. The record is from RefSeq and is a predicted model, not a curated record. Gene Ontology annotation, cellular component: cytosol. The coding region runs from base 191 to 1627 and encodes 478 amino acids. Gene Ontology annotation, biological process: neuron projection development. NCBI's taxonomy places the organism in Eukaryota, Metazoa, Mollusca, Bivalvia, Ostreida, Ostreidae. The transcript is spliced from 10 exons.
UGGCUGCGCCCAUGUUUGAUGCAAUGAACCAAUUCAUUGAUUGAUUGAAGUCUAAUUCUUCUGUCAUUGAAGCAUUUCUGUUACAAAAAGACGUCAUAACACAUCUUCCAACUUCUUUCACUACAGUGAAGAGUGUUGAUUACAAGAUUUUUUUUUCAUUAUCAAGUAGUCUGAAGUAAAAUCUUUUAGGAUGGAAGAUCAUCCGGUGGAGGUAAAAAGCCCCUCCUUUCCCCGACUACUGCAGCUUCUCUCAGAUUCCCAAGUCUUGAGCUCUGAAUUACAACAAGAAGUUCAGGCUUUAAUGGAGAUGGUCAAAGAGCAACAGGAAAGAGAAAAGAUAACGGACCGUGAUGUUGAAGCCAUUGAUAAAACACUGACCUAUUUUCUAGAACUCUUGGAAAAAGAGUCAGCAUAUAGUGGUCUAGCGGACUGCUGCCGAUUACUGCGCAAUAUUUGUGUCCAGUGUCCAUCAGCACAAGACAAAGUUUUGCCCUGUCUCAAGAAGAUCAAAUCUGUGAUUCACAGCUGUGCAGGGCUCAAGAGAGGGAUACAUAAAACCGAAAGUGAAAGUGGCAUCAUUUUGUUCCGAUGUAUUGUACAGUUUAUAGGGAACUGUAUUGUCAACCACCCAAAUAACCAAGAAUAUGUGUGGAAUAAUUUCCAAGAUGAACUCAGCGAUCUGUUGACUUUUGGAGAUGAGAAGUUAUGUACAUACACAUGCAUGGUUUAUCACAAUUGCCUUAGAGGGAUGCUGGACAGGAAGUCCGAGAUGGAUACUGAGCAUUGUGGGCAAAUUCUCUGUGAUGUUGUCAAGGCAACCAUUGACAAAGAAUCUGAAUAUGGAUUAUUUGUGGUAGGAGAUUGCCUGGAAGUUAAGGGUACACUGGAGGUUGCUGAUGAAGAUCUAUUAGAUCAUGAAAUAUUGUAUGUACUGGAAAUCUUAAUAGACCAGCUGAAGAGAUUGCCAAAGGACUGUGAUUUAACGGGGCCGUGUCCUCACCCUUCUGUAGACAAUUUACGGUAUGUCGUGACCCAGGUAGCUACAUACUCCACAGCCAUACUCAAUGUCAUCGAGGAAAAAAUGGAAAUCAAUCCCAAUGUAAUUGUGAAGCAGAUAGAGAUCCUAGGCCUUGCUUCCUCCCAUACUCAGCUGUACGGAGAACUACAGAAUGAGUCAGACUUACUUACUACUUGUCUCUAUUUGCUGCACAGUAUCCACCGUCUGGGUCAGUGUGGAGACAAUGUGUUCAGUAACGUGGAGAAGGUGACCCGGGUCACAGAGGUGGACGUCCAUCAUCCAGCAUUCGGACUCAAGAAGGACAUCAUCCGCUUACUGGCCAACCUUGUACACAGACAUAAAGAAAACCAGGAUAAGGUGAGAGAAAUGGAUGGAUUGCCACUUAUUUUGGAUCAAACGAACAUUGAUGCCCGAAAUCCCUAUAUUUCUCAGUGGGCGAUACUGGCCAUCCACAAUUUGUGUGAAAAUAACCCAGACAAUCAGAAAGUGUUGUCAGACCUUAAAAUACAGGGUGUCUGUGACAAAUCGGCCGUGGUAGAGGAGUUAGGAAUCGAGGUGGAACUAAAAGACGGGAAAGUGUCCGUGAAACCCAAAACACAGGAUAGGUGAUCGACAAUUGGACCGAGCAUACUGUGAUAAAAUACGCAGCUAUUCAUUGUUAACUGUCUUCAUGUUAUAAUUAAGUGUUUUAUGAAAACGUUUUCAAUUGCUUAUAUACUGUACUGUAUGCUGGGUCACUUUCGUCCCGUCUUAUUUUCGCCCCUUUAAAUUUGCAAACAGUUUUGCACUAUUUUUAAUUCGCCAAGUCACAGUUCUCUUUUAAAACCGUGUUCUUUGUAUUCGCCUCGCUAUAAAUUCUCCUAUCGAUUAGUAGGGCGAAAGGGGCAAAAAUAAAAAAAAAAGGCGAAAAUUUUCCUUUAUACAGUACUCUUGGUUUCAUUAAAUCCAUGCAAUCAUAGAUUUUUUCUUCAUACUUGUAGUUCAUUCCUUUAAUAAAACGUGAGAUAUACAAGAAAAAGCAACCUUCAUGUAUCUAUGCUUUUGCCCGAAUUCGUUCAAUACAAAUGAAUCAGCUCUGUUAUUAAAAAUCAUUAAAUGUAGUUCAACAACCAGGAAGCUAUUGUAUACGUUUGUGUCAGUUGUAAUAUAGAUGGGUUUGGUUCCAGUGAUAACAGAUUUUUUUUCUUAAAUCGUUUGUUAAUGGUAUUCAUAUACAAGGAAUCUUCAUUUACAAUGAAAACACCAAGCCCUAUAGCUAUUAUAGUGGUUUUGUAGUAAUCCAAAGCAAUUGCGCUGUUUCAUAACCUUGUUCACUUAAUCCUGUUAAUCCCAUAUACAAUGUUAAUUGCGUACGUUCGAAAGAUGGCCUUGUGUUUUGUUUUUCCCCAAAGAUAGCAAUAGUUAUUUAUGAUUGAUCAAGCUUCAAUCAAAUCAGAUACGUUUUUUUGCAAGUGUUCUACAACCACCCCAAAUUUUACUACAUUCUUUUAUAAAUUUUUAGGUUUAGACUGACUAUCUACAUUUAAAACCUAUCAUUUAACCCUAAACUCUAGACAACUCAGUAUUGAACAAUUGUACGUUUAAGGUCAUACGAACCAUGUCUUACAAAUUUGUACCUAUUAACUAGUAUAAUUUCUCAAAUAAUGUUGAAAAAAUUGUUUUUGAAAUUGUGUAGAACAUCAUUAGGACUCAAACACUCUCUUCUAAUUUUGGAACUUUUAAAUAUCAUAUGGAAUAUGUGGAGUUAACGAAGAGUAUUUCAGCUCAAAAGUCCAUUCAGACAAUACAAAUCAGCAGCAGAGUAAAUAUUGACCUCUAAAACUUCAGCGGGGAUCAGGUGUCAUUGAGGAGUGAGCAUCCCCUGCCGAUCGGUCACAACUACCGUGUGCUCCUUUACAUCUUCGGGAUUAGCGGGAAAAAUUCGUUGGCAGUUUUGUGUGAAGUGCAAUUGUAAUGGCCUUACAAUAAGUAAGAAAAACGCCAGUCAUCAUUUUACUUAAUGAUAGAAUGUAUUUGCUGACAAUGUCAUUGUAUCGACAAUAGAACUUACAAAAUGAUGACUUGAAACAAGACUGCAGAUAUUCUUGUUUCGUCGACUUUAUUGUCAAUAACGGAUCUCUUUUAAGAAAUUGUUCACAUAUAAACCAUGCUUUUGCGUGUCGAAUCAACCAAUUUGAUAAUUACUAUAUGUAUCUACAAAUAUGCAAAUCUACACAAUUUCAAUAAAUUGUCCCCCAAAAUUUCACUUCCUGUUUUAUCUCUAUCGUUCUAAAGAUUUUUGACCCUGAAAACUGGUUGUGUUGUCAAUUUGAUUACAUAUUAGGGACUAGUUUGUCUACCUUUGUAAAUGCACGAUUUAAAAAUCGAAAGCAAAGUAUAUUGCUGAAGACCUAGUAACACUGUAAUUAAAACUUCAAAAGAACAGUUUCUUCCAUGGUAUCCAAAAUACAUUUUAAUUUUUGGUUUUUAAUAUUGUUUUCUUAUUAUUAAAUUACAUGAUUAACCAAAAAUUAUAAUGAAAUCAGAUGUCUUCAACAGACUUAGUCCUUUUUCAAAACAAAAAAAAAACGACAAAAUUAAGGGUGUUACAAUAACUGAGAUGUAGUACAUGUUAUUGUCUUAUAUUGCUGACUGAAUCGUAUAGUUCUUUUCAUAAUUAUUUAUUUUUUCUGUAUUAACAAUUUAUACAUGUUUAUGUGGUGCCUUAUUUACGCGUACUUUGUAAGGCCUUAAAUUACAUGUACCGCUAUAUCUAGACCAAUUCAACGUUUAAAAUGUUGUUAAAAGUUAAGUAUGUUUUAAUAUCAACAAUGUUAAGUUUUUUUGCAAGUCAUUUGAAUUUUAUGAUCUAGACUGCUUUGUCAGUUGACGAUGGAUUUGAAAUGAAAUGCAUUAAUUUGGUAUUUCAUGAUAUAUAUGGUUAUUAUGAAUUGUUGCGUUUAUGUAAAUUAUAGAAAUUUAUGUUACAGUUUAUUUUGUACUUAACGGUUGUAGACUGUUUGUCAUAUCAAGAAUUUUUUUUAAAGUGUUUAAAAAAUA